GAUCUAUUCAUCUCUUUUCUUCUUGUGGGAAUUUAUCAGAUCAAGUUCUCGAGCAGAGUAAGCCGUUCCCCUCGUUCUUCCCCGGCUACAUGAGAUGUCUGUCCGCAAGUCCUCCGUUGGAUGCGUCAGCUGCACCUCCUUGCGUCAGCACGGUCGCUGGGCUGCGAAACUUCUACCCUGUUGGACCUUAACCUUCCGAACUUCUGCCUUGGCUUUUGACUUCGAUGUUAUCGGUGCACUGCUUGGCCUGCGCUUGACUGCCUCGUUCCCGUGUCCGACGACGUCCGCGCUGGACAUCAUCUCGUUCUGGCUAAUACCGACGCGGAGAAUUGCCUCUUGACUGACAUUUGAUCGUCGCUGACAGGGUCCCAACAAUCAACACCUCCCUCAAUCCUAGCCGUUCAUUUACACCCUCCUACUGAUUAAUUACACCUUCAUUGAUCGCCGCCAAAAUGGGUUGUGGAAUGAGUACUGAAGACA
Aspergillus uvarum CBS 121591 is the source of this 480-nucleotide messenger RNA. RefSeq lists its product as uncharacterized. The record is from RefSeq and is a predicted model, not a curated record. The transcript has a single exon. Bases 95 to 340 code for a protein of 81 amino acids. NCBI's taxonomy places the organism in Eukaryota, Fungi, Ascomycota, Eurotiomycetes, Eurotiales, Aspergillaceae.